AGGGCAUUUCAGCUAGCUUGGCCAGUGGUCACUACUUGAAAGUCUAAGAGGCUGUCAGGGAGAGGAUCACGUUGCUAAGAGAGUCAAUGAAACUGACAUAGGCGCCUACAGCAAAGGAAAGGGGAAAGACUGGGGAAGAGGAGGAGGAGGAGGAGGAGAGAGUGAGAGUGAGAGUGAGAGUGAGAGAGAGAGAGAGAGAGAGAGAGAGAGAGAGAGAGAGAGAGAGAGAGAGAGAAAGUGAGCUACUGCUGUCAUCAGUGCUCAGCACAAGCAGCAACUCUGAUACUCAGGAGCAACAGCAGCUGCUGCAGCAGUGAACAGUGAACAGUUGCCUCCGCCCCAUCCCCAAGCCUAGAUCCCACCAGUACACUCAAAGCCUUGGUCUUGCUGGCUCUUGCUGUGCUCCUGUGCCACAGGAUGGAAGAUUCCCAGGACACAUCGCCUUCUUCCAACAACUCUUCAGAGGAGCUCAGCUCUGCCCUGCAGCUGUCGAAGGGCAUGUCUAUCUUCCUCGAUAUACUGAGAAGAGCAGACAAAAAUGAUGAUGGGAAGUUGUCCUUCGAAGAAUUCAAAGCCUAUUUUGCAGAUGGUGUUCUAAGUGGGGAAGAAUUGCAUGAGCUCUUCCAUACCAUUGAUACACAUAAUACCAACAAUCUCGACACAGAAGAACUAUGUGAAUAUUUUUCUCAGCACCUUGGAGAAUAUGAGAAUGUUCUGGCAGCCCUAGAAGACCUAAAUCUCUCCAUCUUAAAGGCGAUGGGCAAAACAAAGAAAGAUUACCAAGAGGCCUCCAACUUGGAACAGUUUGUAACUAGGUUUUUGUUGAAGGAGACCUUGAACCAGCUGCAGUCUCUGCAGAAUUCCCUGGAAUGUGCCAUGGAGACCACAGAGGAACAAACUCGCCAAGAGAGGCAAGGCCCAACCAAACCAGAAGUCCUAUCAAUUCCAUGGCCUGGCAAACGAUCUAAUCGCAGAAUCCAGAGACACAGUAGCUUCUCUCCCAAUAGUCCUCAGUUUCAUACAGGUGGUCCAGGCCUGUUGGAGGAAGACAAUCAGUGGAUGACCCAGAUAAACAGACUCCAGAAACUAAUUGAUCGGCUGGAGAAGAAGGACCUAAAGCUUGAACCUCUGGAGGAAGAAAUUUAUGAAGGAAACACUAAAUCACACAUCCUCCUUGUUCAGCGUCAGAUGUCUGUGGUAGAAGAAGACUUGGAAGAAUUCCACCUGGCUCUGAAACAGUAUGUGGAAAGUGCUUCCUCCCAGAGUGGGUGCCUACAUGUUUCCAUUCAGAAGCUUUCAAAUGAAUCCCGCUUUAUAGUUUAUGAGUUCUGGGAGAAUAGCAGCGUGUGGAAUAGCCACCUUCAGAUGAAUUACAGCAAGGCAUUCCAAAGGAGCAAUGUGGAUUUCUUGGAAACUCCAGAACUCUUAUCUACUAUGCUAGUUCCUGCUUCAUGGUGGGUGCUGAACAACAACUAGAUGCCUUCAUUGUUCCAAACAAACAAUGAAGCUUUCAUUUAACAAGCAUUACUUGUUGAUAUUAAUCUACUCUAUAUUUGAAUUCAAUGUUCUCUUUAACAUGUACAUUUUUCUAACCUGUGAGUUCUAGUCCUUCCUUAUCUGUGCAAAUUUUAGCUAAAAUUUAAAAACUUAAUUCCUUUGUUAACUAUUUUAAUGAUAAUUAUGUUGCUUAUAUACUAUCCUAAAACAAUAUAUGGUUUUCAAAAGUAUGGUACUUUUAAAAGGUAUAGAUAUAAAAAAUUCUUACCAGAAACAAAAUUAUGAAUAUAUUACAGAACAUUAAAGAGAAUUUUAAGAGGAAUUAUUUUACUUCUUCAUUAGACAAAUUCUCUUUUGGUCAUAUAUCCUUAAAAUGUUUAAUCGUGGUACUUGUGAACCUGGAUCUUUUGAAUUUCUUUGUGAAUGGUUUAUUUUGUAUUGUACUGAUUUUCCACUCCUAUCCCAAGGAUACUGGCACCAAAAUUUGUGUACUUAUGUCAUAUUAAGUAAGUUAAUAUAAACCAUAAAAUAGAUUUUGAUGUAAUCUGUUUGUCCAUUUUUAAAUUAUGAGCCAGAUCUUCCUAAGGUUUAAAAAAACAAUUCUUUGAGAAGUUAAGAGUACAAUUUGGUAAGGAACUUUUAAGGUACUAUGAGUACUUCAUGAAUAAUAUGAGUAAUUUUAUUGUUUUAGGGUUAAUGUAGCUUCCAAGUGAAGAGUAUUUGGCACAAUCCUGCUUACAAAUUAGGCACAUUUGGAUCCAGGGAAUAGUUUAUGCUUUAGGAUGAUCUGGCUCAAAAUAAUACUGUGUUUGAUUAUAGCAUGUAACUAACUAGUGGGAUGGUAUUCUAAUGUGAAGAAAAAACAUUUUAAAUUUCAGCUGACAUAAAAAUGCUUUAAACACUGAAUAUUAACCUAAGAAAAUAAACUAAUAAUGUGAAAUACAAAAAAAGCUGAGUGAAAUGGGAGAGUAUCAGUCAAUGGGGAAACCAUCUAAUAUGAUGAUUUAAACUUAACGACAAAUCUCCUGUCUUCAGCAAUGUAAUCUCUAUAUUCCUUAAAAUGUAUAUCCCAUUCUUUGAAAGCUCAUAAAAUGUUAAAUAACCACUUUUAUAACCAAAACUCAUCACACAUAAAAUUGUUUAAAAAAUAUGCCCCUUUUUAGGAUUCUUUUUGACUUGUUAGUCUUUGGGGAAAGUAAUUUAAAGUGAAAAAUUUCAAUGAUCUUUUCAUCCUUAUAUGAUUGAAAAAAGCUAAAUCUAAAAACUACUUUUUAAAGACUAUAAAAUUAUAGAUAACAGAAACACUCUGAAAUAUAAUCAUAACUCUGAAACACCCACAGAGUCUUGUGUGUCCCCAUCAAUACUCAUCUAGCCUAAAUUAAAUUCAUUUUUGAGAUAUUUUAGAAUUUCCCCAAGGUAUAAAGGCAGUCUAUUUUGAUUGUUAGAUGGAUUAGGUCUGUAAAAUACUUGUCUUGGCCAAUUCUAUUAAAGACAAACAUUACAAAAUAAUAACUCUCUCAACUCUUUUAAUUUAUAUACAAAGCAAAGCGCAACAUUACUGGAGAUGUACAAUGAUUAUUUAAACAUGCUAUACAUAUGUACAAAGGCAAAGAGACAGAAUAUAAAAAGUCUUUGCAGUCUUAUUGUGAAUAUUUACAGUAACAAAGGAUCAACUGACUUUGAAAACCUAUCAGAAUUUUAUCACCGUAACAAAACUCAGUGCACAAUUUCUGUUUAAUCUUCCCUCGAAAAAAGUUGGUUUCAAAUGGCUGGGAUAAAAUGCAGCCCCAAAAUAGGUGCUGAGUAAUAUAUAAGGGCUAGCCAUUGCUCCAGCUGGUCCUUUUCAUUAUCAGAUUCAGGUACCACAUCAAGUCUUUUAAUACGGUGUAGUCUUCAAUGUCUGGCCCAUGGUAGCACGACAUUAUAAGCAUUCUGCCCAUAGCAAUGGUUUAUCCAAGAGAUAUUCAGCAUAAGGGCUUACUAGAUUCCAAAAAUACAUAAAAUUAGGUUCUAUAUCUUUUUAUAAUUAGCAAUAAAGGGCCUCAUAAGAAAAGGCAAUUUAAGGUGUUAGAGAAUUUAAUCACAUAUGACAAUUCUGAUUGCAAUGAAACUAUUAUAUAGAUAGAAGGAAUUAGCAAAGUAAAAAGCUGUUGUUUUAAAAGAGUACUAUAUAUAACAGCUCAUCAUAAAAAUAUGGCUUUAGAUUUUAAAUGAAUGCCUUCUCAGCACUUCAGAAGGAACCUUUUCCUGGAGAGAGUAGGUGAGUAAGGGAUUGAAGUUUGAAGACUUUGGUAUAAAAACUAGGAUCUCAGGAAAAUGGCUCUAAGAGCUGAAGAGAAGAGGAAUAUGCUGAAUCAAAUUAAAAACCUUUUGUCAGAAUGAAAUUCUUUCUACCAACUGAGAUCCCUUUAAUGGAGGUGAGAGAUUGACACUUACCUUUACAACACCAUUUUUACCCUUUGCCAAAUAACAGUUUGCUCCUGGUGCAGAAAGCCACUCUUUCCUGUUCCUUUGACCCAUCCCAGGAAAAAUGAACAAAAAAUGUUCGCUAUUUUCUCUCUCGGUGGGAAAAGGGAGGUGAAGGGGGCGGGGGGGGGGAACAAUCCAGAUGAACCUCCUCAAAAUAAUGGUUCUAUAACUGGUAAGUGGCUUUUUGACCUUGAGCUGGAAAAAUGCUUUCCAGUAAUAUUUGGGGUGGCCUUUUCAUUACAGAAGAUUCAUAGUAUAAAAAAGUUUAAUUUUAGGAAUUUUACUUAUUAAAUGCUUCAUCCAAAUACUUUCUUGACAUUAUAAGGAAAUUAGAGUUGAAUAAAGCGUUGAAGCUUAAUGCAUGUGCAACCAUACAAAUCCCUAACAUUUUCUUGUUUGGUUAUGAAAUAGUCCUGUUUAUAAAAACUCUGAACUAUUUUUCAUAUAGUCUUAUCUAUAAUAUAAGUAGUAUUUUUUUCAGCUCCAUAGUUCCAUUUGAUAUCACUAAUACAGCUUCUAAUUAGUCUGUCUCUGCUAAUAAUUUUAGGACUGCCAAGACAAUGUUUACUGUCCAACAACCUAAUGACCAAUUGGUUGGAAGUGGCUAUAAGAAAUUCUCCUCUUUGUCUUUGAGAACCACACCAUUAAAUUUGUUCAAUCAAAUUAUGGCUUUGAGGAGACUGCAAAAGAUCUUUUCAAGUGUUGGUAUAAAGUUACUGGAAACAAGAAUAAAAGCAACUUUAAAGGCAACAAAAGAUUAUGUACUAUAUACAUAAUAUAGUAGCAAAUAUUUUAUAUUUGAGAAUCGUUACAGCUUGCAUUUCCAUUCCAUUAUUACAAAUGAUGAAAAACAAAAAAAAUUGCAAGUAACGUGCAAAUUAUAAAUACUGGGUCUUCCCACAAAACUAAGUCAAUUUCUACUUUCCAGUGUUAUUUCCCAAAUUAUGCAGUUGCUUGCCUGCAAAAGCUGAAGCUGAUUAGAAAGAAAGUUCUUUAUAAUUUAAAAUAAUCUUACUCAUUUUAGGGAAAAACCAAAUAGUCAACCAUUGAAAUGAAAAAUAAAUUGGAUUGUCACAGUCCAUCGCAGUUAUUGUUACUAGAUCCACUUCAUUUUUAGGUGUCCAAAAUAUAAAAUGAACGAUUCUUUAUCUUCAAAAUCAUCUGUUCUUAUAAAUGCUACUUAAAACUUUGGUUGUUUUCCUGAAACACAAAAGAAAGUUCUCAAUAAAUAAAACCUAUAUUAACA
Molecule: messenger RNA, 5212 nt
Organism: Dromiciops gliroides (monito del monte)
Lineage: Eukaryota; Metazoa; Chordata; Mammalia; Microbiotheria; Microbiotheriidae
Gene: NECAB1
Product: N-terminal EF-hand calcium binding protein 1
Exons: 13
Coding region: 418-1476 (352 amino acids)
Biological process (GO): regulation of amyloid precursor protein biosynthetic process
Cellular component (GO): cytoplasm
Molecular function (GO): calcium ion binding
Source: RefSeq, a predicted model, not a curated record